AACAAUAUCCACAUCGCGGAGAAAACAUCUCCUCAAGUUUUUCGAUUUUCCUUCGCCUGCAUUCGAGUUCAAUUUUUCAGAAUUGUCGGUCAUACUUUUUCUCACAUCGCGGUUAAUCAAUCAGACGAGAUAAAGAAUCAAGGAAUUAUAAAAAAAUAAAAAUCUUCAUCUUCUUUUUAAAAUAAAAUCUCUCUCGAUCUACUAUUUUUCAUCGUCUUUGUUUAGAAAUUUGAUUUGGUUUUGAGAAAUCCAAUCAAAAAUUCUAUUGGAAAAACCAAAAUUUUUCAUCGGUCUGGGAUUUGGGAAUUAUUUAUCUCUAUCUAUUCUCAUCUAUUAUUGCACACUCCACCCUUGUUGGGGGUAUCUCUAUCUAUCGUGUGUUCUUCUACUCGUUUUGUCUCGUCUCGUCGUCCGUCGGUUGUCUUUUCUCGGUGGGAAGAACUCAAAAGGAAUUUUUGUUGUUUCUCUCCCGUAUGUUGAAUUUUGUUUUUUUUAAUAAAAUUAACAAAAUACGAGCGAAUUUAUUGUUUAAUCAAAUGAAAAACAGUAGUUUUCGUAUGUGUGUGUGUGUGGAUGUAUAGAAAUUGUUUAAAAAAGAAAUACCUAUGGUGUGGAAAAAUUUCCCGGUGUAGUGGUGAAUUCUUUCAAAUUAAUAUUGUCUUUAAUGUCUUUCUUGGAUCACAUCAAACUAGUGUUGAAGUUUACGCAUUUAUCUCACGGUGUUUUGUAGAGCUUAUAGCAGGUGGAAAGCGAAUUAAUUGGACUGUAUCGUCAUAUAGCAGAAUUUACUUAAAGCUGCGUCAAAGAUACUACAUAAUAAUAUAACAACUUACAAGGACCAAAUACAAAAACAACAAUAAAACAAAAAAAAUUGCAAUGAUGAAUUAAACCAGGACUCAAUCGGCUAACACAGAGACAGAGAAACCUCUUCAAUUGAAGCUUGGAAGGCAAACACGCCACAAGGCCAGAUCCUGUUGAGGGCUUGACAUCUGCAUGUUGUGCCGGACAACCAGAAAAUCACAACAAUGACUGAAAGGUUACGUUCGAUAAAUAUCGGUGGUAGUGGCGGCAGUAAUUCUGGCGGUGGCAGCUCUGGCUAUACGAUAAUUGGAGCACCAACCCUUAUUUCGAGUACUUUUACAGGAGCUACAGCAUCGCCAGGCUUGACAGCGAUUGGAAGUAAUGCCGCAGGCAGUGUCGUUGGAUUGAUUGGCGGUGGCGGGGCAGGUGGAUAUAAUCUAAAUGCCGCAAGCAAUGGUGGCGGCCUCGGUGGUUUGGUUGGAGGAAACAAUAAUAACAGCGGUAGUGAUACCGAACCGGACUUGUUGCCGGUUAUGGCACAAUUGAAUUUUCAUCUGAUGCAGGACCUUGGCAAUGCUGGAGUUGAGUGUAAUUCAAUUAUGAACACAUCACAAAUUUCGACAGCGUCAAAUGAUUCGAUUUCAAUUGGGGUACAACGUCAUCCAUCGGCUGCUUCAUCGUCGGGCAAACAUUUGGGAGCUAAGAAACCCUCAACCAGUACAUCCUGUCGUUUUCCAAAACUCGAAGAAUGUGCUCACUUCCACUAUGAACGUGUCCAAUUGGGGCCCCUCUCUGUACGUCUGGUUGAUGACAAGUCAGAAUUACUCAACAGCAGCAUUGCAUCACAAUCAUUGGGUGGGGAUGUGGCAGCAUCUCAAAACUCUUCACUGCGUUCGUUUAGCCCGUCGAUAUGUUGGUUUAUUGUAAAGGUGAUUCCGAAUCGUUCGGAUCCGUUCCUGGUGAAGCGUUCCUUUGACAAUAUGAAACUGCUCGAUGAGAUGUUGCAUCGUUGUGUGUAUGACAGGAAAAUAAGCGGUCUCAAGGAUUUGUCCGAAAUGGAUUUUAAAUCCGAGGAGGAUGUGGAGUAUGCAGUUGCUGUUUACUUGGAGCGAUUUUCCAAAAUUGCCUCAGACUCACUCACUUGCGGGACUAUCCUUACAUGGCUGCAAUUGGACAAUAAGGGAAGAAGACUGCCUUUGGCAGAUACCGAUACCAUGAAGUGUAUCAAUACUCCAGCUGUUGGAGCUGCUUAUGGUGUCAGAAGGUAUAUGGCUCAGGCUUCGGAUGAGAUCUCUAUUGAAGUUGGUGACAUGAUUUCUGUGAUUGAUAUGCCAAGUCCAGCUGAGUCUAUUUGGUGGCGAGGAAAGAAAUCUCACUUGCAGAAAUCCCACUAUGAAGUCGGUUUCUUCCCCCAGAGCUGUGUUGCAACAAUAGGCGAUAAGGUUCCUCGACAUUUCCCGCUUCCAGCGCCACUAGUGGGCCAGUUGGAUGUCUCACCUACAAAGCCUGUGCUUCGUAAGCAUGGCAAGCUCAUAGCUUUCUUCCGGUCGUUUAUCUUAUCUCGACCUUCUCGACGUCGUCUGAAACAGAGCGGCAUUUAUCGAGAACGUGUGUUCUCCUGCGAUCUAAGUGAACACCUCCUGAAUAGUGGUCAGGAGAUUCCUAUGGUCCUCAAGUGCUGUGCGGAGUUCAUUGAAGAAAACGGCAUAGUGGACGGUAUCUAUAGACUGUCAGGCAUUACAUCGAAUAUACAAAAACUCCGUCGAUCAUUCGACGAGGAACAAAUUCCAGAUUUCUCAAAUCCUGAGAUUCGUCAGGACAUUCAUGCUGUGAGCUCACUGCUGAAGAUGUACUUUAGGGAGUUGCCGAAUCCAUUGUGUACUUAUCAGUUGUAUGAUAACUUUGUGGAGGCAAUUCAAGCAAAGAGUGAGUCAAACGAGAGGCUAAAGCUUAUGAAGGAGACUGUUUUAAAGUUGCCCCCGCCACACUAUAGAACUUUAAAAUAUUUGGCAACCCAUCUGAAUAAAAUCUCGCAGCACUCCGCUCGGACCGGAAUGACUGACAAGAAUCUGGCAAUAGUCUGGGCACCAAAUUUACUUCGGUCGCCCGCUCUCGAAUCGGGAGGUGUGGCCGCUUUGCGUGGCGUCGGUGUUCAAGCCGUCGUCACCGAGUACCUGAUCCGUAAUUGCCAUUUAAUUUUCGAUCCAAGCGAUGAGGAUUUUCGGUUGAGCUACGCUGGGAAUCCGGCCAGUGCUGCAGCUGAACAAAGGAUGGACUCACUUACCGAUUGUGAGAGUUUACUCGUCGAACAGCGAGAGCAUGAUCAAUCGCUAUGCUUUGUCGAACGGCCCAAGUCAUUAAGUGCUAGUGGACCAAAACUGAUAAGUCUCGAGGAGGCACAAACGCGUCACUAUCGACUAGACAGCUGUGAAAUGAACAAAUCAAUGCCAAUCAAUGUGAUUAGCAAUUCAGCAAAUAUCGGUUCAUACAUCGAAGUUGGCGGAGGGCCAUCUUCAUUGCCCGAUAAAUACCACACAGUCUUGCCGGUGCCUCGGAGUUGGCAAAAGCGAAAAACUCAUUCGUGGAAAUCGAUAUUUACGAGAAAUCCUCGCAACUCUAGCAGUAAUAAUGACGUCAAGGGAUUGAAUACUUCAGUGACUACGCCUGCACAUAAGACCAAUACCACUGCUCAGGUCACCUUUGCCGAUGAACAGGCUGGUGGGGAGGGCGGUCUUCAUAUGAAGAGCACCAAGCAAGACAAACCCAAAUCGAUAGAUCUCUUCGAAGUGGGUAAACCUAUGGAUAUCUGCGUAAGGACCAGUUCGGUGGAUAGUCUUCGAACCACUGGCCAUUCACGAUCAGUUUCUCAUGAUUCCUACUUUGACCUUCUGCAAUCUCCUCAGCGUGGUGUUACCACCUGCCCAUCCCGUGAACUUUCAGAGCUCGGUCUAAACUUUGACAGAGAGGAACCGGAAAUGCGAAUCUUCUCUGAUAGUGAGAGUCUGGUGGCGAGUCCGAAAGUUGGAAAAGAAAACAUUCCUCCAUCGAGAAGAGUUCUACGCGCUCGGCCCGAGGAAUUCUCUAGCACAACAAACUCAGUAAAUCCCAGCCCCAAAAAGCAACCAAGACUUAAUCUCCUCUCGCCAAGUAGCGCUGCAGCUCCACAAUCAUGGGGUCCCAAUACAACUGCUCAAACUCCUUGUUCCAGUGGAAGUGGUGAUCACAACGAUGAGAGCUGCUGCAAGCGUUACAAACUGGAAGACCAACUCUCAGAUAUUCAGUUUAUUGAUUGCAGCACUCCCGAGCAUACAAUAAGCAAUCCGAAUACGAUGUAUACCAGCGUUCAGGUCCAUAGUCCUCCUAAACAAUCGGUUUCAAAGACUUCGCUGGAUUCAGAAGGAAGCUCGAAGGCAAACAAUACCACGUUUGGAUCGAUCUUCGAAAACAAAGAUAAAAAUGGAGGUGAAAGCUCACAUAUAAUCACCCGGUAUAGCUACCCAACGGUCCAGGUAGGUGCAAAACGGAAAGAUGAUAAUGCCUUGAAGGAGCGCUUCAGCUACCCAGGCUCGGGGAAUAGUGGAAAAUACGUUUGUCGGCUAGUUUCGAAAGAUGUCAAGAUGAAUGUUCAAGAUGAACAAAAGAAGUCAGCAGCUGCAGCACAACAAUCACAAUCGGCCGGCAAUGAUGAGUUGCAGACUCAAAGAGUAACAUUUUCACAGCAACAAUACCAACAGCAUACUCCAAAAAACAACAAAUUAAUACCAGACUUGCUGAAGCCAAAAAAUCGCUACAGUUAUUGUGAUCCUCUGCAAGAUUCAAAUAAUUCAAUAAAUUUUCUAUUAAGAAGCAAUUCCGCUGAUAUGAAUAAAGAUAAACUUUCCAUUGGGUCCAGUAAUGACAUGGAACGAUCAAAGCUAAGUGUGACUCCAUCGUCACCUAUACAGAGUCCUCGUUACUCGCUGCUGGUCGGUGAGACUAGUUCGGAAAAUAGCAGCGCUGUUACUACUCCAAUUUAUGAAUUGGAUCCAAUAGCCAUGAUGGCAGCUUCACAGUCAUCGUCGCAUUAUGAUGAGACCAAAGGAUUUGCUGGUUGUUGUCGUGCGUCCGUCGAUAGCAUUUGCAGCAAUCUUACAUCACAAACUGAAAAACGUGAUAUGAACGCUCUCAAGAGAGAACUCUCUCUUGAUCUAGAUCCAGCUAAUAUGUGCUCGAAAAUGUCUGUAGAUCUCACAGACAGUGCCAGGCAACCACAAUCAUUACAUCUCAUGCCAUCGCCCAAUACACACACAGAAGACAACACUAGUCAGUCCGUUACUCCGAGUGAGUUUGGUUAUCAGCAUUUGAAUCGUCAAUCGAACCUUGUUUCGCUGGAAAGUUCACCCAACUUCGAUGAGUACGACAAUAUGGACCGAUCCUUCCUAAACUAUGACAAAUCAGCCAUCACACCAAGCAAUAGUACAGCUCCUUUGAUGGGACAGAGUCCAACUAACUCAACAAAGAAACUAGUUCCAAUUAGUCCUAUCAAAGCAACUAUCAACAUCACAUACAAUUUAAAAAGCCCUCGAGAGGGCCCUUUGCUCCCAGAACCAGAAACUCCCAGAAAACCACUGUUGGAGACGAGUUUUGAUGAAAAUAUCGUCUACGAGCAGGUUAAGUUCUUUCGAAACUCCGUGACCGAAGUGAACCAACUUCUAAGUAACGGCAAUCCUUUGUACGACAUAGAGAAGGAACCUCUGCGAGAAGAAGGCACAGAUGAAGAUCAAACUCCAUCGCCAAUCCAUGAAGUCAAUAGCAAUUUGAUAGUUCUAAGCGACGAAGAAGAGGAGAAUCAUGAAUACCCAAAUCUUUCAGAAGACAUUCAAAUGUCGGACAAUAUUGACAGUCUUGAGUGUGAUCCAAGCCUAUCGCUCUAUGAAAAUGUUGAGCUAAGAAAACCUGCUACGGUUUAUGAAAAUAUGGAAGGCGGAUCAAUGAAGUCUGGAAAUGGUUUGGAAAAACUUAAUCUUGAUCGGAGUUCAAAUUCUUCUGAUCCACGUCGUUCACCAUCGAAUUUUAGUGUAAAACAGUUGGCAACUAAAUUUGAAGUUUCCCCAGUAGAGCAACAGCAAGCUUUUGAUUUCAAUGUGAAGUCAGCUAAAAAAUCCGAUUUUCCUGCAGCGAAGAGCUCUCCUCCUCAACCACCAGCAAAACCAUCACAAAACUCUUCCUCGAAGCAACAGUUGAACAAAACAAAUCAAAUUACACGAAGUUUGGAUGAAAAUGCUUUUGUAAGAGAGUUCGGACCGAAGCGCCUGGAAGAUAUUGCUAGAAGUGUACAUCAAAUGGAUAAAAUCGAAGAAGCCACUCGACGGAAAUCAUUCGAUUUCACUCGUCCCAAAUGCCUGAAUCCUCCCAAAAGACUGCCAGGUCUUCCCAUUAAUGAAGAAGUCUGCCAAAAGAGCUCACUGAAGUUGGAUCUUAGUGAUGAAGUAGAAUCACCAUCGUCGACUAGUGAGACCGAAGUGAAAAUCACUCCGACCACUGAAAAUCGAAUUUCGUUAAUUCAGAACAAUGUUGCAGCAGAAGAUCCCAAUAAUCCAGGCUCUUUGACAACUACAACACCUCUGAAAGUGCUUAGUGGAGUGAAAUUGGAUCGUGAGAGAAUUGACCGAAUCAAAGAAGAACGUCGACAUCAACUCAAAGAGAAAUAUCGAGCAGAUUCCUUCAAAUCUAAAUCAAAAACCGAAUUAAGAGAAUUCCAAAAGGAUGAAGAUAAAUUCACUUCAGAAUCAUUGAGGGUGAAAUCAAAGUCUCGCGGAGAUGUUCGAACAACUUUCUUUCAAAAAGAUAUGGAUGACAAUUUAAAGGAAGCGAAUUUUCAUACAGUAGGUGCUGGACGUGUGAGGAGUAUUAGCGACGAAAAGAACCAAAAUAAUUGUGAGUCAGAGAACUUGGCGAAUUUGGUGGAUAAAAAUGGAGCAGAUUCGACAGAGUUUUCAGCAAGAGCUACAGUACAGAAAUUCGAAAGGAAGAGUCUGGAUUAUACGAGAGAGCGUGAUGCAACUAGUAUAACUACUGUUGCAGCUAUUCCCGUCGACGGAAAUGUGCGAAGUGGAAGUGCCACGACCAAUUCGGCAGCGAUGCUGGGAAAAAAUAGUAUUAGUUCAACGAGAGACAAGAUAUCACCAAAAUUUUCAAUACGUGACGUUACAGCUAUGUUUGAAUCUCGUUCACAAAAUCAACAGUAAAAUUUUAAAUUACAAUAACAAUAAACAAUUUAUAUAUAUAUAUUUAACAAUUUAACAAUAAAACAAAAUAAAUGAUCAUUUAUAAAA
Molecule: messenger RNA, 7115 nt
Organism: Episyrphus balteatus (marmalade hoverfly)
Lineage: Eukaryota; Metazoa; Arthropoda; Insecta; Diptera; Syrphidae
Gene: CdGAPr
Product: GTPase-activating protein CdGAPr
Exons: 10
Coding region: 1026-7028 (2000 amino acids)
Biological process (GO): small GTPase-mediated signal transduction
Molecular function (GO): protein binding; GTPase activator activity
Source: RefSeq, a predicted model, not a curated record